Molecule: messenger RNA, 398 nt
Organism: Caenorhabditis sp. 36 PRJEB53466
Lineage: Eukaryota; Metazoa; Nematoda; Chromadorea; Rhabditida; Rhabditidae
Source: the annotation of a GenBank genome assembly
AUGAGCAAAGUCUUCGCUUGCUUGGUCCUCAUUCUCGCCGUCGUCGGCGUCUUCUCAGCUCUGCAGGAGAUUGUAAGUUUCCUACCGUACUCCCGCUUUCAGCUACGAUCAAAUGACAAUUUCAGAGAGCGAAACGAGCCAUCAACCCAUUCCUGGACUCGAUGGGUAAGCGAGCGGUCAACCCAUUCUUGGAUUCGAUCGGCAAGAGAUCCUUCCGUCCGGAUGCCAUCGAGCGUGCCGACAUAAUGCAGGAGAAGAGGUAAUCAGAGAACAUUCCCCGGGCUAUAUUUGUCUACAGUAAUCCUUAUUUCAGAUACUUCGACAGCCUGGCCGGACAGUCGCUGGGAAAACGCUCCGGACGCCCGGACCAUAACGAGAUGUUCGACAACUACUUCUAA